CCGAAGGACCGGCCGCCCCGCGGCCCCCGACCUGCUAGGGACCCGUCGCUCCGCAUCCCCACCCCGUCCUCUCUCUCUCUCUGGCCGGCGGAGGGGGACGGUCUCUCUGGCUGGGUCUCGUCUCCGCCCGUCUCCGCGAGGGUCGGGGGGCGGAGGACCGGAGGGUCCCAGGGCCAGGGGAUGCGGACUGGCCGCAAGCCCAGCUGAGCUCCCCGGCCAGUGGAGCCCCGGUGGCCGCGGGCCUCGCCUCCUCCAACCAUGGCCAACGAACCGGUCAUCCUCAACGUCUACGACAUGUAUUGGAUCAAUGAGUACACAUCCACCCUAGGCAUCGGCGUGUUCCACUCUGGCAUCGAGAUCUACGGCAGAGAGUUUGCCUAUGGAGGGCACCCUUACCCUUUCAGCGGAAUCUUCGAGAUCACCCCCGGCAGUGCCGUGGAACUGGGAGAGACUUUUAAAUUCAAAGAAGCCAUAGCCUUGGGCAGCACAGACUUCACUGAGGAAGACGUGGACAAGAUCGUGGAGGAGCUGGGGAAGGAGUACAAGGGGAAUGCCUAUCACCUCAUGCACAAGAACUGUAACCACUUCUCGGAUGCCCUGGCCGAGAUCCUGUGUGGGCGGGAGACGCCCCGAUGGGUGAACCGACUGGCCUACUUCAGCUCGUGCAUCCCGUUCCUGCAGAGCUGCCUGCCCCGGGAGUGGCUGACCCCAGCCGCGCUACAGACCCACAUCAACCUGGGCCUCCACAAAGACUCCGCCGCGGCCACGGCCGCCGAGCAGGGAGAGGCAGCAGGACACGACGCCCCGACCGCCUCCGGAAGCUCCAGGCCUUGCAGGCAUACCCGUGUCUGAGCCGGAGCCCCUCUCCCCUCUCCUUGACCCCCAUGGCCUCCUCUCCCCAAGGACGGUCCCCCACUUUUCACUCCUCCUGAGGAGGCUGGGGCUCGGCCAGCCUUCCGAGCUCUAUCGAGAAGGAAUGGCUUUCACUCAGGGCGGCUGUUGUCGCUUCUCUCCCUGGACACCCGGCCCCCGACACCAGCGACUGAAGAAUCCCGUCGGAGGGUGGGCCGAGCGGGACGGACCCCUCUCCGACCUCUCCAGGAACCAAGAGUGGGAAAGGGGAAUUUCCAUCCUGGAAAGGGGUUGCUUUUAUUUCGGGACACUGGGGGAUUGCUGCCGUGGCCCUGCCCAUCGAUCCAUCGGUCGUAUUUCCAGAAUGCUUACUUUGUGCAGAGCGCUGUGCUAAGUAAGGGCUUGGGAGAGUCCAUCUCUGCAGGCUUCUCCCCACCUGCCAGCUCACGACAAAGGAAAGAAUGGAUCGACAGGGAUGAGCAGGCGGCCUCUUUGGCUCUCCCACGUUUUCUAAGAUCUGAUGAUAAACCUGACAUUUUCUUGGGGUCCCAGGGGGUGGGUCUCCCCACCGGCAUAAAUGAGAUCCAAAGGAUCCCCGUCGUUCCCUGGCAACCCCUUAAGACACCCCAGCCAAGAGUUUUAUCAGGAUGAUUUUGUGCCGGUGGUUGGGAGGGAGACUGUGGUCGAUCCCCUGUAAGACCCGAAGGAGUGGGCGGACUCGGUGCUGGCUCCGCCUGCCCCCCAGGCCCCCGGACCCUCUGGAGGCAGUGGCAAGAAGGGUCAGUCAGUCGAUCGAUCAGAUCUACUGAGCGCUUACUGUGUGCGGAGCACUGCAUUAGGCGCUUGGGAGAG
Messenger RNA from Ornithorhynchus anatinus (platypus), 1704 nucleotides. RefSeq names its product deubiquitinase DESI2. Lineage: Eukaryota; Metazoa; Chordata; Mammalia; Monotremata; Ornithorhynchidae. Bases 259 to 852 code for a protein of 197 amino acids. Gene Ontology annotation, biological process: protein deubiquitination. The record is from RefSeq and is a predicted model, not a curated record. Gene Ontology annotation, molecular function: deubiquitinase activity. The transcript is spliced from 5 exons.